AAUAAUAAUAAUAAUAAUAAUGCAACAACCAAAAAUUCGACACAUUUCACCUCAUCUAUCAAUCAUCAUAUUGCAUUAACAAAUGAACAGGUGAGUUUCAAUGUAGAAAACAACUCCGAAUACAGUCAUAACAUAUUAGAUAGUCAAACUAAUCAUUAUGGACUAUCGUCUUCGACCAAUUCACCCUACGGGAAUUUGUCAAGUCAAUACUCGACUAAUUCACAUUAUACAACAAAUCAGCCGCAUUAUCCUAUUGUCACAUUGAAUAAUAAUAACAAUAACAGUGAUAAUCCAUUUAGAUAUGCAAAUUCAUUCAUUCCAUCAGUUAAUUCAAAUCGCCAUUUGCCUUCUAUAUCAUUAUCAUUAUCACCAACCUCGACAACAACAACAGCGUCAGUGACAGCACCAUCGUCAGUUACAGCAGAAACAUAUCAAACUAAUUUAUGUGAUCAAAUUGAGUUUUCACUGAAUUCUCAGUUCCUUCAACCGCCGACUGAAGAAUUUAUCACAGUAUUACCAAAUGAAACAGAAUUAAUAAAAACAUCUGUAUUGCGUCAUCUGGACCAUUAUUCACAGUUUGUAAAUCAGUCACCGUUUCAAACAUUAGUACAUCAGUUAGUAACCAAUACUACUAAUAAUAGCAGUAAACAUAACUUUGACAGCAUUUCAACAUCGACAAUUGAUGAUGACUUAAUAUUAUGUCAUAAAAAUAUUUUAUCUAAUCCACAUAAUAAUCAUGAAUUCCUACCAUCAUCAGUGUAUCAUUAUCAACAUGUUCCUGAAGGUGAACUUGUUAAAGUAGAAAUGCUAAAUGAUGCUGAUGAUAAUGAAAAUGAUGAUAACACUUAUCUACAUCAACAUAAACAGCAUCAACAAAGACAACAAUUUCAACAAUUAUUACAACCAAAUGAAUAUAAUACAUAUAUAAGAAACUCUCGACAGACUACAUUCAACAAUUUGAAGUCAUCUUAUCCUGAAAAUUAUGUUUCAAAUGAACAAACAAUAAUUCCAUCAUCAAUUAUAAUACCUUCGAUUACAAGUGAUGGAUUUAGUUUAUCAACUAAUUGGACACCAGAUAAGAUGAAUAUGUAUCCAGAUGAAAUAUCAUCAAUGUCACAACACCCACAUCGUCAAUCUAGUAAAUAUUUAACAUCACCAAAUCAUUUCACAUCAACUCCAUUAUCAUCAGAAGCAAACUUUGGUAAUCGUCAAAUAGAUUAUUUGAACAAUAGCAUUUAUAAUAGCCCUGAUCUGUUACAUAAUACAACACCACAACGUUUAUUAAUUACAGAAGCCAAACAACACGUGUCGAAUAUAUCCAAAUCUUUUGAUAACAAUGACAAUAGUAGUUGUAGCACUAAUAAUAAUAAUAUAUAUUGUCUGCCAGUUUCUACACAAAUCGCUACCACUACCACUACCACAAGUGAGAAUUCCGUGAGUGUUUUUAAUCAAACACAGCUUCUUUUUGAUGGGUCCUCUUCAACUUCAUCAGCUGCAUCGAGAUCUUCAAGUUCACUUGGCAACGCAUCGUCAGAUAAUAAUAACAAUUCAGGGAAAAGACCUCAUUGCCUAUUAAAUGAAUUUCAGACUCAUCUACAAAGCACAAUUAAUAAAAAUACUUGUCAAACAUCGGAACUUGUCAGCAAUCCACCAGCAUCUUACAUAACUAAUAACAGUUUCCAUAUAACAUCGCCAUCGCAUAAUACAUCAAUAGAAAAGACUGAUAAAUAUACAAAUCCGGAUUCAAAUAAAUCAUCUAUUGACACAGAACAAAUAAUAAGUGAAAAAACUAAAAUCGAUAGACGAAAACAAACAGAACUGCCAACAACUAAUCCUACAGUUACAUCACUAAAACGUACUAAAUCAAUGAUGCAUUCAGAUUCAACAACGAUGUCACUGAAACCUGAACGAUCAAGUAUACAGCAACAAACAGCCUCAUCAUUACGUAAACGUGGUCGUUAUUCUCGUAUGAAACAAGCAGAAAUGAGUACAGAUAAACAUCAUUUGAUCAACACAGCGAUAAAUGAAUUACAAACUUCACAGUCAACGAUGAAAACUGUAGUAAUGAAGUCAAAUAUAUGCGAUGAUACAAGUAGUAGUACAGAUGACGAAUCUGAUUCAGAUAAUGAUGACACUGAAGAAACUAAAGAAGAGCAUGUUAUUGCACCUGGUUCACAUGGACAGUGUCUACUAUGGGCAUGUAAAGCAUGCAAGAAAAAAACAAUGCAAGUUGAUAGGAGAAAAGCUGCAACAAUGCGUGAACGACGUCGUUUACGUAAAGUUAAUGAAGCAUUUGAAACAUUAAAAAAACGUACAUGCGCUAAUCCAAAUCAACGUAUGCCAAAAGUGGAAAUUUUAAGAAAUGCUAUAGAUUAUAUUGAAAAUUUAGAAGAUAUGUUACAACAGAAUGGCGUUAUACCAAUGGGUAUGACACCGUUAACAUCAGCAUUGAAUGUAGUUACUACAUCUCAAAAUGAUAUUAACAAGAGUAGUGCAAUUAACCGUAUAACUCAAUGCAAUUCAUCUGCAACAACUUCUACAAGUAGUUUAAACAAUUAUCAUCAUUCUAAUACAUCUAUAAAACAACCAAAAACAACUAUCAACAAUAAAUAUGGUAAAGAACAAAAUGAAACAUCUUCAUCAGUGACAAAUCAACCCCAUUUAUCUAAUAAUAACAGAUGCCUAUUAACUUAUACAUGUUCUCAAGAUAGUCCUAAUUUAUCAAAUUUCAGAUGUGAUUUUAAUUUAGAAAAUGGGAAUAGACAUGAUUCUACCGAUUCUCUUACAGAUUUGUCACUUGGUAGUUUACCGACAGAAUGUAGACCUGAAGAUCAACUAAAUACAAUGCAUAAUUCAAUAUGUUCCCUUAUUCCAACAACAAAGGAUUCUAAAUUAAUCGAUUUUAACAGUAAUUAUUCACAGACAACCACGUGGAAUAUGUGUACACCUUACGAAACGAUGGAUAGUUUAAAAACUGGUGAUCAGACACAACCUAUUUUAGUAUCAGACAAUCGAACUACUUUACAAUGUAAUAAAAGUAUUGGGAUUCCAUUAGCUGGACAUUAAUCUAGUCAAAUGAAAUGUUGAAUGCUUCAAUUAAAGAAAAUAACAAAAAAUCUAAUAUAUUUAAACAAGAGUUUAAAUACAAAAAAAACAAUACUUUAUACAUAUAUAUAUUUCGAUAGUGAAGUCUAUCGUAACUCUAAUGGUUACUAUCCAUAUGGGAAUUUUCCAUUGAAUUCCAUUUAUUAAAAUAGGAAAAUUUUUAUUUAAAAGGAAAUUGAAUUUUGUACAUAAUUUUUAAUUAAAUUAAUUAUCUUGCAAAAAUAUUUAAAAAAAACAUACAAUUUUAUAUUUUGGAACAAUGUACCAUUAAUACUAAUAACCGAUUAUAAUCAUUAAUAAAAAAUAAAGUAAU
Messenger RNA from Schistosoma mattheei, 3418 nucleotides. The record is from the annotation of a GenBank genome assembly. Lineage: Eukaryota; Metazoa; Platyhelminthes; Trematoda; Strigeidida; Schistosomatidae.